AUGCUGGGGCAAGAGACCCCCGAGCAGUACUAUGACGCCAUUAUAAACCUCAAGCAACGAGGCAACAUCACCGACGAAUUGGCGGUCUUCUACCUGCGGACGAACGUCACGGAGCCAAUCCUUCGGGCAGCCCUGGACGUCCGAAUGCCAAAGACGACGCGUGAGUUCCGGGACUACGUACGGGACUUCACCCGGGGAAAGCCGAUGUACCAGGUAGUUAAAGGUGGCAACUCCACCAACUACAUCACCGUCAGGACGGCGACUCCCGUUCCUGUGACCCAACCGGCUCCCGGAUAUAUCCAACCCAACUCGCCAGUUUACCAGAACGCGCAACCGGGGCUCCACCGACAGAGCCCUCCGGCGACACCACCACCCCAAGCCCGUGGUCAACUUGAACAGACUUGGGCGGCAAUGGCGGCGAUGAACCUUAAUGGAGCCCCAACAGGGACCAUGGUCACGCCGCCAGCCUAUGGGAACAGCGGCCAACCGAGCGGAUAUGGACGCGGUGGAGCCUCCCAAUAUGGUGGCUCCGGCGGAAGACGUGGCGGCGGGAAUCGCGGCCGCGGAAACUUCGGCAACCGCGCGGGUGGAGGCGGACAGCCCCAGAACGUGCAGCGGCAGCCUCGGACACCACAGCAGGAGGCUCGCCAGCAGGCAACCUACGUCGAUCGGAUGGAAGCCAAGUUCUUCCAGUGGACCCAGGAUGGGAUAUUUUCCUGCGGUCACUGCCUAUGGGGCAACCACAACCAAGCGAGUUGUGGCUAUGCCAACCUCCGGCUGGAAGACAAUCCAAACCGGAGAUGGUACCUGGAUUGGAGGUACCGGUACGAUAACGGAUGGCCGUUAGGUUCGGCAAAUCAGAACUACCCGAACAUCGUACCACCCCCACGCCCCCGUCAGCAGAAUGCCAGCGGAUUCGGUGGCCAAGGCAGCCCUAACCGGCAGCCCGGCCAGAGAAACGGAGGGAACCCCCAGAAUGGAGGCCGACCCCCAUUGGCAACCCCGCCACCAGCCCAACGGCCGCAACUGCCGCCGUCCCCGGCCCCCAAUAGGGGCCCGGGCGGAUACCAACCGGCAGUUGGCGGGCCUGUCCCGGGUACAUCCCAGGGAAACGCCUAA
Molecule: messenger RNA, 1119 nt
Organism: Paramacrobiotus metropolitanus
Lineage: Eukaryota; Metazoa; Tardigrada; Eutardigrada; Parachela; Macrobiotidae
Product: basic salivary proline-rich protein 2-like
Exons: 2
Coding region: 1-1119 (372 amino acids)
Source: RefSeq, a predicted model, not a curated record